GAAUUUGUGCAUUUCUUAAAUCUAUGCAUGUUCCUAUCUCUGAAUAUAAGGACCUAUACAAGAGUGUAUGUAUCAGUGAAUUAUGGCAUGUAGUCAUUUACUUAUUCUCCAAGUGAUGUGUGGUAGGAGACAAGGGCUGGAGCAUGAGGAGGAUGCAAAAAAAUCUAGGAAACCCCAUGUGGCCUUUUUGAGCUUACGGUAUACAGGAGUCUCUACCGGGCCAGUUGUAUAGAGUGGUCUGUGAUGUAAUUCAGCUAUGCCACAACAACCUAUACACUUGGGAGAAUACUCCAGAUGUUAGUUCCUUAGUCUGCUAAUUUUCAGGGUGAAACGUGGGAUGCAAGUGCUGACAGACCCCACAGUUCAGACAUAUUGCUCCCAGCUGCCUCUGACUAGAGUCAUGUAGUCCUUAGGUACUGUUAAAGAAACCUGUAAAAUUGCCUCAGGAAAUAAUGUAAAGUUGCCUCCCAAAAGGUCAGUGGGAUACUGUUCUGCCUGAGAUAACAAACAUAAUGUGACAUGUAUGCAAGAAGAAAAACAAUAAUUUGCAGCUUAGCCAUAGUUACGGGAUGUAAAACUUUCGCCUUUGUACUCUAGAGAUGACAUCACCAAUGCAAUCUGCUCAGAAUGUCUCGCAGUUCCAAGCCCCUAAAGCAGAACGACCAGGCCCCUGAAGCAGAACGACCACCUCGCUACAAUCACACCGAAACCAGACUGGGAGACGCCAGAAGGGAUAAGAUGAUCAAGAAGGGAAAUAUUAUAGCUGGCCUAACCCGUAAUCAACCACCAUGACCCAAGGCCCUGAGACCCUUACCCUGGAUUCUCGCCCUUUAAAAAACCCCUGCUUGUAAGCCACUGUGGAGUUGGGGACUUUUGAGCAUCAAUUCCCUCCUUCUCCGGGGUGGCGCCCCAUCAAUAAAUAGCCUUUCUUCACUUCUGCAGACGCUCCGUGUCCGUUGUUCCUGGCUUGCUGCCCGUCGGGUGGACGAGCUCUCGUUCGGUCGGGUUACAAAGUUCGGACUGCACGUCCUUUAAGAUUCCUUCCAGCUCUGACAUUCCACGAUGCGAUGGUUUCAUCCUCCUGCAACCGUAUGAACGCGGUUCAGGAAUAAAGCCGAUAAAUUAAGUCGUCCAAUCAACAUAUAUUUACUACAGUUCCUUAUUAUGUUUACGUAGGUAGAUAAGGAAUUAUAUUUUGGUGAACUCCCGCCUAUAAACGCCAACUCCUCGGUUCAGCGAUACUUUCUGAGCUUCUCGGAGUCCCGUGGCCCAGGAUCACGUGCCAGUCAGCGCCGGGUGUUGCUAUGGAGCCCAACGCGGUCCAAAUCGGAAGUGGUCCUUCAAAAUAACUUUCCCCGGGAACUCGUAUUUGAAAAAAGAAUGCCGUUCGAAUUCGUUUUUUUCUUAAAGUAAACCCGUAAGUAGAGAAACAAACUUUCCCUCCCAGAACCCAGAAAGACGCCUCUCCUCCUUAAAGAGAAGAACUUCCACUGCUUCAGCGACGGAGUCGGGCGGAACCAAAUAGCCGCGGGCACCGGUUCUCCUGAGAGUGCUUCUCUUGGACGAACCAGACCCCACCCCCGCAGGGUUGCCGUGGAGACGACGAGAGCUGUGUGCCUGCCAUGAGGCGUUGAGGCUGGGCCUCUCCUGUCUGUCGGUCCCGGGAAGGGGCUCCCCGACCCAACGCCAAGAUGAUGCUCUCAAGGGCCAAACCCGCUGUAGGCGGGGACCUACCGCACACCGACAAAAGAAAGAAGAAAGGGAGGAAGAUUCCGAAACUAGAGGAACUACUUUCGCAAAGAGAUUUCACUGGAGCUAUUACCCUACUGGAGUUCAAACGUCACGUUGGGGAGCAAGAAGAGGAUACUAAUCUGUGGAUCGGAUACUGUGCUUUUCACCUGGGUGACUACAAGAGAGCUUUGGAGGAAUAUGAAAAUGCGACAAAAGAGGAAAAUUGCAAUCCUGAAGUCUGGGUGAACCUAGCCUGUACCUACUUUUUUCUUGGAAUGUAUAAACAAGCUGAAGCCGCUGGAUUUAAAGCUCCAAAAAGCCGACUUCAAAACCGCCUCCUUUUCCACUUGGCUCAUAAGUUUAAUGAUGAGAAGAAGUUGAUGAACUUUCAUCAGAAUCUUCAGGAUAUCACAGAAGAUCAACUCAGUUUGGCCUCAAUCCACUAUAUGCGAUCUCACUACCAAGAAGCUAUUGAUAUUUAUAAGCGAAUACUGCUAGAUAACAGGGAAUACCUUGCCCUCAAUGUAUACGUGGCCCUAUGUUACUACAAGUUGGAUUACUAUGAUGUGUCUCAAGAAGUUCUGGCAGUUUACCUUCAGCAAAUUCCUGAUAGCACCAUCGCACUCAAUCUUAAGGCCUGUAAUCAUUUUCGCCUUUACAAUGGCAAAGCAGCUGAGGCAGAACUCAAAAGCUUGAUGGACAACGCUUCUUCUUCCUUUGAGUUUGCUAAAGAACUCAUCAGGCACAAUCUGGUUGUUUUCCGAGGAGGUGAAGGGGCUUUGCAGGUUUUGCCUCCUCUGGUUGAUGUCAUUCCUGAAGCUCGGUUAAACUUAGUGAUUUACUACCUUCGUCAAGAUGAUGUACAAGAAGCUUAUAACUUAAUUAAGGAUCUGGAACCUACUACUCCUCAGGAGUAUAUCCUCAAAGGAGUGGUCAAUGCGGCCCUUGGCCAGGAAAUGGGUUCGAGGGACCAUAUGAAAAUUGCCCAGCAGUUCUUCCAGCUGGUGGGAGGGUCAGCGAGUGAGUGUGAUACAAUACCUGGGAGGCAGUGCAUGGCUUCCUGUUUCUUUCUGCUGAAGCAAUUUGAUGAUGUCUUGAUUUACCUCAACUCAUUUAAGAGUUACUUCUACAACGAUGACAUCUUUAACUUUAAUUAUGCCCAAGCCAAAGCUGCCACAGGCAACACAAGUGAGGGUGAAGAGGUUUUCCUUUUAAUCCAAAGUGAGAAGAUGAAAAAUGAUUACAUUUACCUCAGUUGGUUGGCUCGGUGCUAUAUCAUGAACAAGAAACCAAGACUAGCCUGGGAACUUUAUCUUAAGAUGGAAACCUCUGGCGAGUCGUUUAGUCUCUUACAGCUCAUUGCUAAUGACUGCUACAAGAUGGGCCAGUUCUACUAUUCAGCCAAAGCUUUUGAUGUCCUAGAGAGGCUGGAUCCCAACCCUGAAUACUGGGAAGGCAAGAGGGGUGCCUGUGUGGGUAUUUUCCAGAUGAUCUUAGCUGGGAGAGAACCCAAAGAGACCCUUCGAGAAGUGCUCCAUUUACUGAGAAGCACGGGUAACACCCAGGUGGAGUACAUCAUCCGGAUCAUGAAGAAAUGGGCCAAAGAAAACAGAGUGCCUGUCUAAAAUAGCUCCAGAGUCUGAGGGAACCAGUCACCACUUGGAUGUGUAAAUGGAAAGCAUUUUCCUCACGUUUGAUAUGAAAUGCAGGGCUCUGCUCUCUGACAUUUCCUUCCUUGCCCCUCGACCCUCAAGAUCAGUGACUGACUUGCUUAGAACUAGCCUCCUGGCUGAACUAAAUGCCAUGGUCUGUCCUGUGGCUCCUGUAUGAUCCCACUAGCAAUAAGACUUUGGACUUGUCUGGUGCCUUUCUUCCAAAAAUACUCAGAGAACUCUUACAUAAUUAACUGACUUUAAGGAGAAUGAAUAAUUUUUUUUUUUAAUAUUGGCAUUCUGGCAUUUUCCUCUGGCUGCAAGGACAAAUGCCUUUAAUGCUCAAGAGUCACCAUCAUUCUGUCGUCUUCAUCUUAGCCAUCUGUACAUUAUCCCAUUUUACUGGGGAAUUCCAUUAAGAAUUUCAUGAUGCAUUUUUGAAUUGGGAGAGCAAAGGUUAUGAUUCUAAAAGGGCCAGUAAGAUCCUUUAUCAAACUCGUUAAUAGAUAAUGGAUUCUGGGGAUUACUCUUGCAGUAAUUCUGAUGAUAAAUAACAUGUUACAGUGGUAACAGGAGUAGUGGAGUUUUUUAAAAGGUGAGUACUAUGAAAACAGUCUGUGUGGUACAUUGAAAGGUAUUCAAGAAGUAGUAUACAAAUUGCAUUAGUCACUUCUCCAUUAUAUUUUAGGGAACAAAAUAGGGACUUUUUUCAUAUAUUGUGCUGAAUAAAAAUCAAUUUUGAAAGGAGGGCUACAUAGAUUAUAUGUAUGCAGUGUGGCUGUUUAUUAAUGUAACGAUAACAAAGCGUGAACUGUGCAGAGCUCUUUGAGGAACGUCCUCAUGGCCGGACUCUGUCCUAAGUCAUGGCAUGUUCCAGCCCCAUGUUUCGGAGCUCUCGCAACAUAUACCUAUUAUACAGCUGAGCAGUUUUAGACUCAACAACUGAUUUUUCAGAAAAUAGACAUACAUGUUUUUCUGUACCGGAUUACCUUUGUUCCUACACCAUGUAUUUUGUUCCUAUGAGUUUAAGGUCCGCAGAGUUACAGGUGUACCAAGUAUAGAGCCGUCCCUAUCCACCGUGGAACUGAAAGUCCGUCCUAGUUCCUGGAGCACAACAGACAGCUUCGAGACCUCACGUAAGCAUUGGCUCCGUUGUUGCACCCACGCCGCGGCAUGCUCUGUAGCUGAGCUGUACAGAAUGGGGCCAGGGACAGGGCCAGGGGCGGCUCAGGAGACCUCAGUGACUGCAGGUAGCCUCUACCUUCUGGACAUUUGCAAGGAGUCCUUUCAGUUCCUGUCUUUUGUCUUAGACCCAGUUCUAAUCAGUUCAGAGCACAAGUCAAAACAAACUGGCGUGAAUAACUGAAUUUUAGAAAACAAAAUUACAUUAUUUUUUGUAUGCCAAAGCUUCUACUUUCUCAUUAAUGUUGUUCCUACUUUUUCAGUAGUUGGUUCUCGGCAUCUAAGGUACUUGGUGGAUCAGAGCUGGGCAGAACCUGCUCUAAUUUUUGAAUUAUCUUGUGAUUCUUACUUAACGCUCAAUUAAAAUACUAGUAAACAUAGUAGUGGAAAAAGAUAGAACACCUCUGUGGCUUUUGGCAAUGAAAUUUGUCUUCCGGUUAA
Mustela erminea (ermine) is the source of this 5006-nucleotide messenger RNA. It is a transcript of the gene IFT56, whose product is annotated as tetratricopeptide repeat domain 26. The transcript is spliced from 18 exons. The record is from RefSeq and is a predicted model, not a curated record. Bases 1692 to 3356 code for a protein of 554 amino acids. NCBI's taxonomy places the organism in Eukaryota, Metazoa, Chordata, Mammalia, Carnivora, Mustelidae. Gene Ontology annotation, biological process: intraciliary transport involved in cilium assembly; intraciliary anterograde transport. Gene Ontology annotation, molecular function: protein binding; intraciliary transport particle B binding. Gene Ontology annotation, cellular component: intraciliary transport particle B; ciliary base; ciliary basal body.